AACGUGAAUUGACGUGAAUUGAAACCGUACGUGGACACUGGUUGAAAACGGAUUGAAACAUUUGCAGUUUUUAAGAUAAGUCACGUUCGUGCGCGCAUUCGCAGAUAUUCUAAAAGAGAGAAAACGGAGAUGAGCAGUGCAAUUACGUAAAUACGUUUGCUCCAGUUUGCUCGCUUUUGAUCCUUCUAUCAUGCAUACAUGUACUUCAACGAUACAUCCUGCCUCGAUGAUACGGUGACAUUGACAGCGUUAUUGCGGCUCGAUGUAAAUGUUAUAAUUGUGAUAAUGCGCAGAAAUAUAACUAAAACCUGCGAUAUCGGUAGAUAGACGUUGCGUGACGUUGCGCGUAUUCUGUAAUUAAUACACAGGACGGCCCGUUCAUGUUGUUGAUGCUUGGCGAUGCUCAUGAUCGAUUUUUUAUUAUUUAACGACUCUAUAUCUCUUCGCGUCUAAUUGUACCAUGAUGGGAAUAUUGUAUGAGAAAAGGCCGCUGAAGAGGCCGAGGCUGGGUCCCCCAGAUGUCUAUCCUCAAGAGCUGAAGCAAAAGGAGGAUGAGCUCUCGCUUACAAAUGUGAAACAUGGCUUUAUGGCAACUACGACCCAACUAACAGAUGAAUCUGGAACAGGCAGAAAUUAUAAUGUCACUGCUGCUAAAGUUGGCGCGUAUUUCAACGCAAUCCUCGCCAAGAAGGAAGAGCUUGCGACGAUGCCUGACACUGGUAGGAAGAGACAGCAGAUCAAUCCCAAGGACAAUUUUUGGCCAGUAACAGCAAGGACAAAGAAUGGCAUUGAAGCAUGGUUCAAAGAUCUUUCGGGCAGCAAGCCGCUAGUCGCUCUUGCAAAAAAGGCUCCGAACUUCAAUAAAAAGGAAGAAAUUUUUAUGAUGCUCUGUGAGUACCAAGUACCAAUGCUGAGAGCAGCUUGGUUUAUCAAGCUUAGUUCUGCUUAUACAGUUGCGGUCUCAGAAGCUAAGAUAAAGAAGCGUCAGCUGCCUGAUCCAACCACAGAAUGGACAGGAACUCUCAUAAAAUUUUUGAAAGAUCAAUUGUCUAAACUGCAAGAGUACUAUCAUAUGGGCAAUCAUGUAGCUGCUAGUAAUAAUAAUAAUAUGACAAACAAUUCCUGCAACAAUAAUGGGAUUACUGGAACAAACAACAGCAGCAACAGUAGCAGCAGCAGCAGCAACAACAACAGCAACAAUAAUAGUGUUAAUAAUAAUAAUAAUUCAAGCAAUAACACAAGCAAUGGCUCUGCCAAUAAUCAACCAUCCACACCUACCUCGAGCAGUCAAUCUGCAACAGGUAGUACAAUGAAUGAGGAUCAUAAAUUAGCGCUUAAACAAUGGCAUUAUUGCGUACAAUUGGCUAAAUAUAUGUUUGAAGAAGGUUUAUUGGAUAGACAAGAAUUGCUACAGUGGAUUCUCGAAUUGCUGGAUAAGAUUAGGUCUUCUCCCUCGGAAGAUGGCAUAUUAAAGCUCUUAUUACCAUUAGCUCUGCAAUAUUUGGAAGAGUUUAUACAAUCUGAAUUAUUAGCCAGACGAUUGACAUAUUUAUGCUGUCGUAAAUUGGCACAUAUGUGCAAUAAUGUUGAGAGCAACAAUAAUCCACAGAGUCCAUCUAUUACUAAGAAUGAAGCUAAUGGUAGUAAGGAUACUACUGUUGCUGUCCAAGGACCUUUAAAUCUCUUGACAGUUGCUUUUAAUGAUUAUUUGACUUGUGCACAUCACAGAGAUGUAAUUUACAGUUUAUCUACUAUAAUACAGGUUAUAACAUUAGAGUGUCCCACAGCAUUGGUUUGGAAUAGCGUUGGUGAAGGAAAGGCUCCAUCAGUUUUGAAUGGAUCACCUUUAGAUUAUUUACCAUGUCCUCCUGCAGCUUUACCGUGUCCACCCGCGAGUUCUAGCAAUCCUACAAUGAAACAGCUAAGAAUUGCACAAGAAAAUAUAAGAGCUCGAUCUCAGGCAGCGGAAGGUAGAUGGUCGUGCGACAAGUGGCAGCAAAGCAGCGCUGGAACAACAACUACCAAAGUAUUAGCUGCAUUGGAUGCUCUUGACCGGCACAGUUUUGAUAAAAUGGAUGCCUCUAAUUCGCUUGACACCUUGUAUGCAAAAAUCUUUACACCACCUCCAAAAGAUAAUUCUAGUGAACGUGACACAAAAACGGAAUAUAAUCCACAACAGGAUUCAGCAGUAGUCGAAAUUCUGUGUGAAUGGGCCGUGAGUGCUGAACGUUGGGGAGAACAUAGGGCAAUGGCGGUUGCUAAACUUCUCGAAAAAAGACAGAGUGAAGCUACUGGCGAAACUAAUGAUAACGAUGAUAAAGACAGCACAUGUAGUAAUGGAAGUCCGCCUGUGCUUCCAAUUUUUCAACCGUUGCUUAUGAAAUUCUUAGAUGUGGACGCACCGGUACUCGAUAAUACUUCGAAUCAAUCUAAGGCUCAAUUUACAAACUUAGUUCAUCUGUUCUCAGAAUUAAUAAGGCAUGAUGUUUUCUCACAUGAUGCAUACAUGUGCACUCUUAUUUCAAGAGGUGACCUUAUACAAGGUCCAGUUGCUAGCAAACCCGGAACACCUAGCAACAGAGAACCAAUCGAUGAAGAUAGCCUUUUUCCGGGUAUAGAUUUAAAGCCGACUAAAUUGGAAGUAUCGGAUCAUGGACGUACCAUGGAUUAUGAUGACAGUAAAAUUGAUGACGAUUUAGAUAAGAUAUUGCAACAUAUUAAAGAAGAUCAGCAAAAUAGCAUGGAUGCACCGGAUAGUCCCAAAGAGGAUGCACUGACUGGUCACGGAGGUCAUGAAAGUCUCGAUUCAAAAAUGCCAUCAAGUCAUAGCAGACAUUUAUUGUACACCACUCAUUUUCCGCUACCACAAGACGAGACAUGUAGUCAGCAUGAUUGCAAUCAGCGACACGUAUUACUUUAUGGUGUUGGACGUGUCAGAGAUGAAGCUAGACAUGUUGUUAAAAAAAUGACAAAAGAAGUGUGUAAAUUAUUUGGGAAGAAAUUCAGUAUUGAUGUUGCUGAAGGAGGCAAAGUAAAGAAACAUUCUCGAAGUGAAUUUAAUUUUGAGGCUGUUACUAUAAAAUUCCAAAAUCUAAGUUAUUUUGAUCAACACGUUGUAACAUGGCAAUGUGCAACACAAGUAAUAGAAAUGUUGAAUACAUUUGCAUUAGCUGGUUCGUCUUAUUUACCAGUUCAUGAGCAUGUAGCCUUUCUAUUCGAUCUAAUGGAACUAGCAUUAAACAUAUAUGGCCUAAUUGACGUUUGUAUACAAAUCCUGAAAGAAUUACCAGAAGUGGAGGCACAAUUGACAGCUAGAAACAGUCAAUUAGUUCGAAGUUAUACUACAAACCUAAGUUUAUACGUAGUCGGCGUAUUAAGGAGAUAUCACUGUUGUUUAUUAUUAUCUCCCGAACAGACAACAGCAGUAUUUGAUUUACUCUGCAAAGUAGUAAAACAUGUAUCAAAUCCGAGUGAUUGUAGUUCUGCCGAACGAUGCGUAUUAGCGCAUUUAUAUGACUUAUAUUCAACGUGUUCUCUCUUGAAAACAAAAUCACACGGAGUAGAAGCGUUUAGUAAUGCAUAUCCGAAAAUUCGUGCUGCUCUCUAUAGCACAUUGCAGCCAACGCCUUCAAGUCACGUUUAUAAUUCGCAAUUUAUGGUGGAUGUCUUCACUAGUCCACGAAGAGGUGGAAAAAUUGAACCGCAAUGGGCGAGACAGUUGAAUGAGACACCAGCCAAUCGUUAUAGUUUUGUUUGUAAUGCAAUUGUUGCAGUUUGUAGUGAAACUGAUAACGAUAAAUUAAACGAUAUUGCUAUAACUUGCGCAGAAUUAACUGCUUGUUGCAAUGCUCUCAAUGCCGAAUGGUUGGGAGUACUUAUGGCACUUUGUUGCUCUUCCAAUAGUUCUGCUUUUUACAUCGACGUGUUAAAUCAAGUUGAUGUACAAGAUUUAAGUAUACACAAUUCUUUAGCUAUAUUCACAUCAAUUUUAAUUGCAAGGCAUUGUUUCUCUUUAGAAGAUUUCGUUGUGCAUAUAGCAUUACCAUCAUUGGUGAAAACUUGUAAUGACGGUCGCGGAGAUAUUGAUAUCGAAGUCGAAGCAGGUGCACGUUUAACUUGUCACUUAUUACUGAGACUCUUCAAAACCGUCGAAUGUCCGCAGCCGGCUUUAUAUUCGGUCAGUACGAGUCCUCAUCCACUUCCAAGUGGAAAUUCAAGAGGUUACAGCAUAAAAUUGAGUUGCGAUAGACACUUAUUAGCAGCUGCACACAAUAAUAUAAGAGUAGGACCGGUACUCGCGGUUCUAAAGGCUAUAUUAGUUGUGGGGGAUGCUACAGCUGCUAAACAGCCUCCGAAGAAAGUCGAUAUACCUUUGAGCCAUUCCACUAAAGGAGGUGGCCCGGCCAGUGUUGGAGUCGGAGUUGGGGUGAGCAGUAGUGGGCCUGGUGAACUAUCAAUCAGUCAUAUUUUGGGAACCAGCGAUAUUUUAGGAGGUGGCGAUGAUCUUGGCCUUGAUCUAGCAAUGUCUUCAUCCAGUAGUAGCGCCGGCAUGACAACGGAAAAUGUCAAGGGAUUUUCUGAUUUUGCUCAUCAUGUUUUGCGUCAGAUCUGCAGUCAAGAAUGGGUGUUGGAAAGAUGCUUACAAAAUCCGGAAGAGCUUUGUCAUCAAGACAUGCUGUUAGAUAAUAUGCUGACGCCACGACAAGCUCAAAAAUUAUUACAUAUGAUUUGCUAUCCUGAAACGCCAACCGAAGCUUUUAUCGAUCAGAAAACACAUAUUACGAAUAUUUUAGAAAAUUUGGAACAAUGGAGUCUACGAAUGUCUUGGUUAGAUUUACAGCUUAUGUACAAGCAAUUCACGCCAAGCUCCAGUGAACUUUCUCAAUGGUUGGACACAGUUGCAAAAGCUGCAAUCGAUGUUUUUCAAUUGAACAAUACCUUAAGUAAUAAAUCUGACAAAAAGUCAGGUUCUAUAUGGUUAGUUGCUCCAUUAGUCUCCAAGUUGCCGAGUGCAGUACAAGGCAGAGUUUUAAAAGUGGCAGGACAGGUAUUAGAAUCAGGCAAUUGGUCGAAAACAGCAGGGCGCGAGAGAGGUAGAUCUAAAUCGCCUUCAUUGUUUAAUCAUCAACCAUUUCUGUCACUUGUAUUAACAUGCUUGAAAGGUCAGGAUGAUCAAAGAGAAGGUUUAUUGACAUCUCUACAUUCACAACUUUCGCAAUUUUUAAAUACCAGUAAAGAAGAGAAACAUAUUGGUUCCGAAGACCCUAAAACUAGAGAAGUAUUACAAGACGCUUUGCAGUUAAGAUUCAGUCUCGUUGGAGGUGUGUUUGAUACAAUACAAAGAAAUACGACUGCUACGACGGAUUGGGCGAUUCUACUAGUUCAAUUGGUCAGUUACGGUGUUAUAGACUUGAAUAAUAAUGCAGAAUUAUUUACAACCGUUAUAGAUAUGCUAGCAACACUGAUUCACUCCACGUUAGUAUCAGAUUCGCAGUCCGAGAAAGAUGAAAAUAAAAAACACUAUCAAAAUCUAAUGAAAAAAUUGAAAAAAGAACUAGGCGAUAGAAAUUCUUCGAGCAUUCGCUUUGUGAGACAACUUCUACCGUUACCGAAGUUGACUAUGGAAGUUAUUACAUGUGAACCUGUUGGAUGUUUGACUGAUACUAAAGGCAAUAAGAUCGCCGGAUUCGACAGCAUCGAUAAAAAACAGGGAUUGCAAGUAUGUGAUUCUCAAAGAGUAUCGGCAUGGGAACUCUUAGAAGGUCAUAAAAAUCCUGCGCCGCUUUCCUGGGCUUGGUUUAGAGCUGUUCGAUUGGAACGCAAACCGCUUACAUAUCAAAAUGCGCAUAAACUGUUGCGGUAUCAUACGCACAGUCAAAUUCGUCCAGCCAGCCAUUAUUUAGAUCCACCUCCAUUACCACCGGAAGAUCUGGAGCCAGACAAGAAAGAAUCGGACCCUGGUAAAGCAGACACUCCAAUGAGUAUUGAUUCACCAGGUCGAGUCGGCGGCAGUGUCGGUAGCACCGGAGUUGGUAAUGUAAAUACUAAUGGUAAAGGGAAAGCCAUGAAAAAUAAACGACAUAAUAGACGAGCAAAAGGUGCCGCUACACCUACGACACCUAUAUCGCAGCAGAUGCAACAACCACCAUCUCAAUUGCAACAAAUGGCAUUUGGUAAUCAACAAGCUCCUGUUGCGCAACAGCCCGGAAUGUUUACUGGGCAACCUCCACAACCCCAACAGCAAUGGUACAGUAAUCAGCAAACUCACACACCCGCACAGCAAUAUGGAUACAGUCAACAGUUACCACCUGCACCGGUCGGUGGACCGCGCUAUGAGAGACCAGGGAUGAAUAAUCAGUCCAAACAAGCUUUGUCGAAUAUGUUACGCUUACGAUUACCAUCCAAUCAAUUCAUGGGCUCACAACAACAACCACCAACCGCUACACCAGUUGCUGGACCAGGCGCAUUCCAAGGAAUGCAGAGGCAGUUCAUCAGGCAACAAUUGAGAGCGCAGCAUGGAGCACCUGGCAUAAAUCCACAACAAGGCAUGUUUGCAGCACAGCAACAGCAGCAGCAGCAGCAACAACAGCAACAAGGAAUAUAUGCUGGAAUUCAACAAGGUAUGAAUCAAAAUUAUACGGGAUAUGGCGGACAACAAAUGAUGCAGCAGCAACAACAGCAACAGCAACAGACGUCGCAGCAAACACAGCAGCAGCAGCAGCAGCAACAGUUGCUUCAACAGCAGCAGCAACAGCAGCAGCAACAAGGAAUCUUGAACCAACAACAAAGUAUGAUGUUCCCUAAUCAGCAGCAAAUGAUGGGUCCACAAAGGGGACAGGAAUAUAUGCCACAACAAAGAAUGCAGCCUAGUGCUGCAAGGCCGCCAUAUUUACAAGCGCCAAAUGUAACGAUGAACGCAAUGGGACCAAUGGGCGCAGGUGUUCAGAACCAACCUGCUCCUCCGUACCGACAAUCCGCUGGAAAACCGGGUGCGGUAGGCGUAACAGGUGUAGGUACGGCCAAUGUCAGCUUGCAGCAAAAUCAACAAUUCCAACAGCAACAAGCGAUAAAUCAGCGUAUGAGGCAACAGAUGUUGGCUAUGCAGCAGCAGCAACAAGCUCAGCAGCAGCAGGCUGCACAACAGCAGCAACAGCAGCAACAAAGUGCUGCUGGUGGGCAACAACCAACGCCUCAACUCGUGACUCACUUACAGAGGCAUUUGAGUCAACCACCGCAACAUUCCUAUCAACAUCAACCACCACCUUAUUAAAAUAGAAAAAAAAUUGAAUUUAUUUAAUCUGCUGGUUAAACACACUAAUGCAGUGUAAAAGUAAAAACCUCGGUGAAAACAGAUUUAUUGAGUUUCAAACUUUAUACUGUUGAAUGAGUAAACAAGGUGUGCAAGUAGGGAUGCAUGGAUCGUAAAAUUACCGGAUACCGGAUAUUGAAUAUCCGAUAGGAUGAUUUUCCUGUCGGAUUCCGAAUAUUUUUUCGGAUAUUCUGUACGAAUUCCUCAAAAUUCUAAAAAAAAGGAAAG
Mycetomoellerius zeteki is the source of this 7537-nucleotide messenger RNA. RefSeq names its product mediator complex subunit kohtalo (gene kto). The coding region runs from base 461 to 7270 and encodes 2269 amino acids. The record is from RefSeq and is a predicted model, not a curated record. NCBI's taxonomy places the organism in Eukaryota, Metazoa, Arthropoda, Insecta, Hymenoptera, Formicidae. Gene Ontology annotation, biological process: positive regulation of transcription by RNA polymerase II. The transcript is spliced from 12 exons. Gene Ontology annotation, molecular function: transcription factor binding; transcription coactivator activity. Gene Ontology annotation, cellular component: mediator complex.